Erigeron canadensis is the source of this 4077-nucleotide messenger RNA. Its product is annotated as putative disease resistance protein At3g14460. Gene Ontology annotation, molecular function: ADP binding. The transcript has a single exon. NCBI's taxonomy places the organism in Eukaryota, Viridiplantae, Streptophyta, Magnoliopsida, Asterales, Asteraceae. The record is from RefSeq and is a predicted model, not a curated record. Bases 1 to 4077 code for a protein of 1358 amino acids. Gene Ontology annotation, biological process: defense response to other organism.
AUGGAAGUUUUUCUUGGUGCGUUUGUUACUGUGUUGUUUGAAAAGCUAGCAUCUGCUGACUUGGUCAGGUUUGCUCGAUCAACAGGUAUCGAUUCUGAACUCAACAAAUGGAACAACAAAUUGUUCCAGAUCGAAGCUGUCCUUGUUGAUGCUGGCCACAAACACUUAACACAUAUAUCUGUUCAGUUGUGGCUUAACAAACUCCAACAUGUAGCUUAUGACAUCGAUGAUAUACUCGAUGACCUGACCACUGAAGCUGCACAACGCCAGAUGAAUGGAGCCGGUACCAACACCAGUAAGGUAUUUAACAUCAUUCCAACCAAAUUUCAUGCUUUCAAAUAUGGUCGUAAGAUGGGUUCUAAGCUAGAUGAGAUUACAUCCAAAUUGCAUGCUCUUGUCGAGGAGAAAAAUCUGCUGGGUUUGAUUGAUAAUAUUGUUCAAAGAUCAGAUAAAAAACGAUCCGAAGAAACUUCACUGGUUGAUGUAACCAGCGUUGUGGGCCGGGAAAGGGAUCAAGAGAUAUUGCUGGGGAAGCUUUUGGGAAAUGAAUCAUGCAGUCUAAACUUCAGUGUCGUGUCCAUAGUUGGUCUGGGUGGGAUUGGCAAAACCACUCUUGCUCAAGUUUUGUACAAUAAUAAGAAGGUGAAGGAUCACUUUCAACUCAAGUCAUGGGUUUGUGUUUCUGAUGAGUUUGAUGUGUUUAGUAUUAGCAUGGCUAUUUUUAUAGAUGUGGGUGGUGUAGACAAGAAUUUUAAAACUCUGAAUCAGCUCCAAGUAGCUCUUUCAGAAAAACUCUCCAACAAAAGGUUCUUGCUUGUUUUAGACGAUGUCUGGAAUGAAGACAUCAAUCAGUGGGACCUCCUCCAACGCCCUUUUUCUGUAGCGGCACCCGGAAGUAAAAUUAUUGUCACAACACGGAAGAACAAGGUUGCUACAGUUGUAGACUCCACUCAAGCUUACCCUUUAGAGAUUUUGUCAAAUGAAGAAGCUUUAUGUUUGCUUGCUCAAAAUGGCUUCGGUAGGCAGAAUUUUAAUUCACAUCCAACAUUUAAAUUGAUUGGUGAAGGUAUAGCGGAUAGAUGUGGAAGACUACCUUUGGCUUUAAUAACAAUUGGAAGGGUGUUGAGAUCAAAAACAAACUAUGAAGAAUGGGAGGAAUUAUUGAAUAGUGAGAUUUGGAACUUACUAAACGAAGGUAAUAUUCUUCCGGCCCUAAGGUUAAGCUACUAUGAUCUCCCUCCGCAUUUGAAGCAAAUGUUUGCUUAUUGUUGCUUAAUUCCCAAAGGUUAUGUGUUUCACAUGCAUGAACUUGUCCUACUUUGGAUGGCAGAAGGGUUCUUGCACAGGUCAAAUGGCAACAUUUCAAUGGAGAAGUUUGGCCUUCAAUGUUUUAGAGAGCUAGAGUCAAGGUCGUUUUUCCAGCAUUUAACUAGUGAUAAAUCACGAUACACAAUGCAUGACCUCAUUAGCGACUUAGCAAUGAAUGUUGCUGGAGAGUUUUUUUAUAUGUUAGGUGAUAAUAAAAUGGUUGUUGACGACAGAAAGGAAGUGUUGGAGAAGUUCCGCCACUUCUCUUUUUUUCGUCAACAAUACGGACUUUACAAAACGUUCAAGGCAUUACAGAAGGCUCGACGCUUGAGAACAUGCUUAGCAAUGUCAGUUGAUAUCGCUGGGGGGCAGGCUUUCUUUAUAUCCAACAAGGUGCUUGUUGAAGUACUUCCCCGGCUAACUUUCUUAAGGGUGCUAAGCCUAGCUAAGUAUGAAAUUAGAGAGGUACCGCAGUCAAUUGGCAGUCUUAAACAUUUACGGUACCUCAAUUUUUCUGAUACAGGCAUCACAAGUUUACCUGAAAAAAUUGGUGACUUGUACAAUCUACAGACUUUGUUGGUACCUGGUUGUACAAAUUUAUCUAGGUUACCAAACAGUCUUGUUAAGCUGAUAAACCUGCGGUACCUCAAUAUUUCUAAAACUGACAUCACAUGUUUACCGGAACAAGUCGGUAACUUGUACAAUCUACAGAGUUUGUUGCUUUAUGGUUGUCACCGGUUUUCUAGCUUUCCAGAUAGUCUCAUAAAGUUGAUAAACCUUCGGCAUCUUGAGAUCACGCAUACUCCAAGGUUGAAAGAGUUGCCCAUGGGGAUUUGUGGAUUAAUUGGUCUACAAACUCUAUCCAAAGUUAUUAUUGGAGAUGCUAAUGGGUUCAAAAUAUCCCAUCUUAAGGACCUACAACAUCUUCAAGGAUGGCUUACCAUUGAAGGACUUCAUAAAUUGACAAUUUCAACAGAAGCAAAGGAAGCCAACUUACAGCUAAAGAGGGGUCUUCGUGAUUUGGAAAUGCACUGGGGUAAUGUCUUUGAUAUUUCUCGAAACGAGUUGAUUGAGUUUGAAGUGCUUGAAGGGCUAAGACCUUUUGAGAAGUUGACCAACAUCAAGAUAUUGAAUUACAUGGGAAAAAAUUUUCCUAGUUGGCUUGGGGAUCCCAUGUAUGAUUGCUUAACUCAGAUUACGUUACGUGGAUGUAGAAGUUGUACAUGCUUACCAACACUUGGACAUCUACCGUCACUUCAAAAGCUGUUAGUUGAAAGCAUGAAUGUGUUGAAAAGGGUGGGUUUAGAGUUAAUUGAAACUGCAAAUGGCAAUGCAUUUCCUUCACUUGAAGUUUUAGAAUUUAAGGAUAUGGAGGGUUGGGAGGAAUGGUCAACUAUAAAUGGAGGUGGCAAAGAUGGAACUGCUGCAUCAUUUCCCUGUCUUAAUGAGAUUUCUAUUAUAAACUGUCCGAAACUGGCUAUAUUGACAAUUGAGCCAAUACAUUCACUUCGGGUUCUAUAUGUAGAAAGAUGUUCAGCAGUGGCUUUAAGAAGCAUGAUCGGUGUGUCUUCAAAAAUUACUAGAUUGACAGUGACAGAAGUUAAUGGAUUUAAUGCUCAGCUGGAUGGAGGAGUAUUAGAGAAUCUUGGAGCAGUAGAAUAUCUAAGCAUAUCAAGGUGUGACGAACUCAAAUACUUGUGGGAAUCAGAAGCUAAAGCAUGCAAGAUUCUUAUGAAUUUACAGGGGUUGGAAGUAGGAAGGUGUAAGAAUUUGGUAAGAUUGGGGGAGAGAAAGGAGGAUUUGGUGAUUCGCAUGGAAUCUCUUAAAAGUGUAAGACUCGAUGAUUGUGAGAGAUUGGAGAGUUACCAUUGUGGUUCCGAUAGUAUUGAGAGGCUGGAGAUUUCUGCUUGUGGUUCAAUGAAAUCGUUGAUCUUCCCAGCAGUAGAUGAUCAUGACUUGUCAUCCCCUUUCAAAAGUCUUGGAAUUUCGGUAUGCAAGAAUGUGGAGGUGAAUUGGCUUCUAAGCAACGCGUUGUCAUCGCUUACCUCUCUUGAUAUCAGGGGAAUGCCAAAUCUCAGGUUAUUACCUGAAGAAUGCUUACUUCAUCUCAUCCAAUUGAGAAUUAUGGGAUGUGAAAAUAUAGAAUCCAUUCCAGAGAAUGGUUAUGGUUUUCUUCCCCAUCUUUGCCUAAGAUCUCUUCAGAUCUAUGAUUGUAAGAAUAUAAAAUCAUUUCCACAUGAGCAAUUGCCAAGUCUCACAUCUUUGACAGACAUGUGGAUAAGGUAUUGUCCAAGCAUGGGCUACUCGUUUCCUGGUGGUUUGUGGCCUCCUAAUUUAAGAUACUUAAAUAUAGGAGGAUUAAAGAAGCCGAUGUCAGAGUGGGGGAUGCAGAAUUUCCCAAGCUCACUCGUUCGUUUAUCAUUACAUGGUGAAAAUUCAGGAAUGGUUUCAUUUACAGAAAGCAGAAACAAUACUUUAUCAUCAUCAUUUCUACUUCCAUCGUCUCUAACUUAUCUAUUCAUGAGAAACUUUAAGGAAUUGGAAACAGUUUCAAAAGGAAUGGAACACCUCACCUGCCUUGAACAUCUUUUUAUUUGGGAAUGCCGGAAGCUAAAAGAUCUACCAGAGACACUACUCCCUUCUCUAUCAAGUUUGGGGGUGAGUUAUUCUUCCUUGGAACUGAGAAAAAAGUGUAGCAAUUAUAGAAGAAGAGGUAAGUACUGGCGGAUCAUCUCCCAAAUUCCUAAUCAUUAUAUCCAUGAAAAAUAA